Molecule: messenger RNA, 2246 nt
Organism: Frieseomelitta varia
Lineage: Eukaryota; Metazoa; Arthropoda; Insecta; Hymenoptera; Apidae
Gene: C1GalTA
Product: glycoprotein-N-acetylgalactosamine 3-beta-galactosyltransferase 1
Exons: 8
Coding region: 639-1739 (366 amino acids)
Cellular component (GO): membrane
Molecular function (GO): N-acetylgalactosaminide beta-1,3-galactosyltransferase activity
Source: RefSeq, a predicted model, not a curated record
CUCGUUAUAUCGCAUUAUUUCUAGGUCUGAGUUUGCGAUUAAUUAAAAACCAGCUGUUUUGGAAGUUAGUAGAAUGAGCUGUUUCUGAAAAUAACAAUAAUACAACACUUGUUAUAUACAAGAAGGAAAGAAAUUUAGAAGGAAAGAAAAAAGAUAAAAUACAGUCGUUUCGUAUUUAUAUUGGAAUGUAUUAUUUAGAGAGAAUAUCACGUUCUAAGCUGUAAAUUCAACAUUUCAUCUAAACGUUUGAAUGAAUCUUUUCGUGAAAAGAUUGUUUUAUUUCAAGAUUAUAACUUAUCAGUAAUCAUGAAUUCUGUCGAGUUAAAGACAACCUACGAAUCUGCUUACGUACUUUUUAAUAAACAAUGUUUUAGAUUGAUAAGAAUAUCAAUGUAAAGAAUUACGUUUUAAAAAGUCACAGAUUGCAAUAGUGGUACUGAUUUACUUAAUGAAUGAACUUUAAAAAUGGGCAGGAUAAUUAUUACGGAUUUGUACUCGUAUCUACAGAAAUUUUCAAUAAUUUGACACAACUAAAAUACAUGUAGUAUAUAAUUGUGAAUGCUGACAAAUGGAAAUAAAAUUAUGUUGACUACAGUAUUUUAGCUGAAUAAUAAAAUUGCUUACUUUUAUUAUAUAUCAUGGUUCGGCAAAGAUUUCCAAACAUUAAUGGUCUUAGAAAUGGUAAGCAUUUUGUAUUAACUCUUGUUACGGGUGUAGUUUUUGGAUUUAUCUCAGCGUGCCUUUUAAUAACAUCUACAAGAAAUGUGCCAUAUAUAUAUAAUUGGUUUUCUGAUAGUUUUAUGCUUUCAAGAGAUCCACAUCAUUACUCAGAAUUGGAGUCAGAGGUUGGACCUGAAAUAGAAGUAAAAUUUCAUGGUAAAGAUGAAGAUUUUCAUAAAGAUGAAGAUAAAGUUGCACAAGAACUUGCAAAAAAAGUACGUGUCCUCUGUUGGAUCAUGACUGGUCCAAAAAAUCACCAAAGUAAAGCACAACAUGUGAAAGCAACAUGGGGAAAACGAUGCAAUGUUCUUUUGUUUAUGAGCUCUGCUGAAGAUGCAAAUUUACCUACAGUUGUCCUGCCAGUAAAAGAAGGAAGAGAGAAUUUAUGGGCAAAAACCAAAGAAGCUUUCAGAUAUGCUUAUGAAAAGUACAAAGAUGAGGUUGAUUGGUUUAUGAAGGCUGAUGAUGAUACAUAUGUGGUGGUAGAAAAUCUACGAUAUAUGCUGUCAUCUUAUGAUCCAAAUUCGCCAUUAUAUUUUGGCUGUAGAUUUAAGCCAUUUGUGAAACAGGGAUACAUGAGCGGUGGUGCAGGAUAUGUACUUAGCAAAGAAGGUUUACGGAAGUUCGUAGAGGAAGCUUUACCUGAUAAAACAAAGUGUCGGUCAGAUAAUGGAGGUGCAGAAGAUGUGGAAAUGGGAAAGUGUUUAGAAAAAGUAAAUGUCAAAGCAAUGGACACUCGGGAUCCACAUGGUCGCGGAAGAUUUUUCCCUUUUGUACCAGAGCAUCAUUUAAUUCCUAAUCAUGUAGAUAAGAAUUUCUGGUAUUGGAAGUAUAUUUAUUACGAUACCAAAGAUGGUCUAAAUUGUUGUUCCGAUAGCGCGAUUUCGUUUCAUUACGUAUCGCCUAAUAUGAUGUAUGUUCUCGAGUACUUAAUUUAUCACUUAAGGCCGUACGGUAUUACGCACGGUAUAGAAAAACUUACAACACAUCAGUCAACCACUGUAUUGACUGAAUACUAGUCUAUGUACUAUUCUUAAUUGAAAUAUGAAAAAAAAUUUCUAAACAAAUAUUAUUAAAAUUAGAAAAAAAAUAUUUUAAAUCUUAAUAAAUAAACAAAAAUUGAAAAAUUUUGCAACAUUAAACUGGUUUGUCAUUAAGUUUGUUAUUUUCUGUGUAAAUUAAUGAUUGUAAAAAUUAUUUAUGAUAGAUUUUUGUUUAAUUAUUUAAGAAUUUGGAAAUUCUAAGUACUGCACUUUUAAAUUUGUCAUUGACUUAAUUAAGCGAUAUUAAUUGUUUUCUUAUUUUAUUUCCAAUGAGUAUAACUAGUCCAUUCAGGCCAACGAAUUAGAUGUUAAUAUAUUCACUGAAAGAUAAAAUUUGUGGUAUAUAAUAUUUCGUAAUAUAUAUAAUGUUUAUACAUACCUAUAUAUGUAAUGAUGAAAACUUUACUAUUUCAUUGUAUGAGCGUGACAGGGUGUAUACUGUUUUACAAAUAAAUGUUACAAGCAUAUUAGAAACAUUAUUAA